Nicotiana tabacum (common tobacco) is the source of this 798-nucleotide messenger RNA. NCBI's taxonomy places the organism in Eukaryota, Viridiplantae, Streptophyta, Magnoliopsida, Solanales, Solanaceae. The record is from RefSeq and is a predicted model, not a curated record.
AUGCAUCUACCCGUUUUUGCAGCUCAUAGACCCGAGACUAUAUCUGAUGAAGAUUGGAAUUUCGAGCACCAACAAAUACAAGGACUUUGGCUUUUUAAUACUCUGCCAGACUCUUGGGAAACUCUUCGUGUUUCUUUGACAAAUUCAGCUCCUGGAGGUAAGGUGACCAUGGAAUAUGCCAAGAGUGGUGUGUUGAAUGAGGAAGUAAGGAGAAAAUCUCAGGGUUCGUCCUCACAAGCAGAUAUCUUGGUUACAGAAUACCUGGGGAGAGAUAGAACAAGAAGCUCGAGGAAUAGAGGAAGAUUAGACGAUGAAGGUUACCAUAAUGCCCUCUUUAGUGGACAAUGGAAGCUUACCAAGGAACAAGGAAUUCGUCAUCAGAAAAUAUCGCCCAAGACGCCUCAAUUGAAUGGUUUGGCAGAGAGGAAGAAUAGAACUCUAGUUGAAAGAGUUAGAUGCUUGCUUUCAGAGGAUAAACUUCCAAAUACAUUUUGGGCGGAAGCACUUAACACUGUUGCCUAUGUUAUCAAUUUGUCUCCUGCUGUUGCUUUGGAUGGUGAUGUCCGAGACAGAGUUUGGUUUGCCAAAGAUGUUUCUUAUGAUCACCUGAGAGUUUUUGGGUGUAAAGCCUGUGUGCAUGUUCCUAAAGAUGAGAGAUCGAAACUGGAUGUCAAAACUAAGUUGUGCAUCUUUAUCGGUUAUGGUCAAACUUCUUUCAUUCGCUUUCUUGUUUUUGGCUCAAGCAGUAGGUCCUUCGACCCUCAAAGCAAUACGGUAUGCUCCUUCUAUGCAAGAUGA